AAGACCGCAAGGCGAGAGGCACCCCCUCCCUUCCUCGACUUUCCAACCUUUUCCUGCUAAGAGGAGGAGGAGAAAGAGACAGAGAGCUCUCGUAAAUUAUUACAGAAGAACACUAGCCCUUUUGAGAGAGAGAGAGAGAGAGAGAGAGAGAAGGCCCUUUUGAGAGAGAGAAGGUAUUCUCUACACGAGAAAGAAGCAAUGCCUGCUCAGAAGCGUUCUUCGGACAAUCUGAAGAUGGAAGAAGAGGACGAUGAUUCUCAACAGCAGCUGCUUCUUCAACAACAACAAGGAGAUGAUGAAGAACGAGACGACGAAGAAGAAGGAGAUGGUAUGUCUGUGAAAUCUCAUGCUCUUGUUAGACAAAAGGAAAGGGAAACGAAGAAAAUCAAAACGUUUCUUCUCUGUUCCUCAGAUUCCGAUGGAAGCCCUUCUCAUAGCGGCGGAAAAGACGACGAAUUUAUCCUAGUAAAAUUGUCAGACAUACGCAAAGAAGUACAAUGCCCCAUAUGCCUAGGGAUCAUCCGGAAGACGAGGACUGUCAUGGAGUGCCUGCAUCGCUUUUGCAGGGAAUGCAUUGACAAAUCAAUGCGACUUGGGAACAAUGAGUGUCCUGCAUGCCGCACACAUUGUGCAAGUCGUCGUUCUUUGAGAGAUGAUCCAAACUACGACUCCCUAAUUGCAGCUUUGUAUCCAGAUAUUGAUAAGUAUGAGGAGGAGGAAUUGGCUUUUCAUGAAGAGGAAAAAACUCGCAAUAAACAGUCUCUUAUUGUAGGCUCCAUUGGACAGAUUCAAGCAUCUAUAGCUCAGACUCUCCGACGACAAUCAGAAGCACUUGGUAGGCGACGUUCAGUGCCUAAACCGACACCAGCAGCUUUUAUGAGGAGGUCGCAUAGAAACGCCCAUUUGAGAGCAAGAAGUAGACAUGGUCGUGACACUGGGCUAGCAGGAUCUGAAGACGAGGAUGAGGAUGUAAAUGGCAAUGAGGGAGGGAAAGAUUCUUUUUCUGCUGAUGAACCCUGUACAGAAGUCAGACCAAAGAGGUGCAAGAGACAGCGGGCUGCUGGCAGCAACUUAGAUGGAGGGUGCGAUGAAAAUGACGAUAUAGAAGCUGGCAGGGACAGCAGAGGUGCUUCUCCUGCACGAGCUGGAACACCGGAAGUGCUUGUUUGGGGAAAGGGUGGCACACGGAGCCAUACCCGACAUGGGAGCGUAAGUGGCUUGAAUGGUAAAAAUGCACGGAGCAGCCGAUUGUCAAAGUUGGUAGAUUACCUCCGAAGCUUAGAGGAUAAUGAUGAUGAGUUCGAUGUACAUCUCACUCUUCUUCCUUGGGAUGAAAAACUACCGAGUUUGGAGCGGCCGUACCUUUGCUGCCGGCCCACCGUGUCCGUUAGACAUCUGCGCCAAUUCAUCGCUCUCCAACUUGCCGUGCAAGCGGAAGAACUUGAAAUAUUAGUGAAAGAGUGCUUGUCUACAGCUUCAAUGCACUGUGGAUCCGCAGUCGACCCUUCAUCCUCUACAGAAAAUCCAAUUCUAAAGGCACAGUUUGAUCCUUGCAAAGAAGACAAGGAGCUGCAAAUAUUGGAUGCACAAGAAACGCUUGCAGGGCUGCAUGCGAGUUGCACUACCACUCGUGGCAAUCUGGUUUUGGUGUAUCGAAGUCGGACAAAAUCGCAGCAAACUUAAGAGGUUGUGUGGGGACUUAGUUGGCUGUCCCAUGAUGUACUGCUCGUCACUUUUGCUGGUUUACAAAAGAUAUACACACACAUUGCAUGUGUGUCGAUAUAUAUGCAGAUGUUGCUGAGCCCAUACAACUGAUGUAGCUAUAUUCCGAACCUCCCCUCUAGAAGUUUUGUAAUGUCGUUCCUCAAUCAAGAGGGGAAGAAUUACCUCAAGACAGUGAUUCAUAGUUCUUAGGGGAUGUUCUACCAGACAAUACCACUGAAAAUUUCAUUUUCCUUGUCGAAUAUUUGUAUUUCUCUUGAAGAGCUAUGGCAGUACAUCCCUUGGACAA
Messenger RNA from Magnolia sinica, 2011 nucleotides. Its product is annotated as putative E3 ubiquitin-protein ligase RING1a. Lineage: Eukaryota; Viridiplantae; Streptophyta; Magnoliopsida; Magnoliales; Magnoliaceae. The record is from RefSeq and is a predicted model, not a curated record. The coding region runs from base 199 to 1683 and encodes 494 amino acids. The transcript is spliced from 9 exons.